Messenger RNA from Polypterus senegalus (gray bichir), 1547 nucleotides. It is a transcript of the gene serpini1, whose product is annotated as serpin peptidase inhibitor, clade I (neuroserpin), member 1. The record is from RefSeq and is a predicted model, not a curated record. Gene Ontology annotation, molecular function: serine-type endopeptidase inhibitor activity. Lineage: Eukaryota; Metazoa; Chordata; Cladistia; Polypteriformes; Polypteridae. The transcript has 9 exons. The coding region runs from base 101 to 1348 and encodes 415 amino acids. Gene Ontology annotation, biological process: negative regulation of endopeptidase activity.
GCAAAUCUUCAGCGUCUCUUGUACACUGUAGGGAAGGUGUAGAGGUUAGUGCGCAGCACAGCAUCCCUGGCAAGCGAUUGUUACUCGGUUUUUGCCAACCAUGGUUUUGCUUGGAAUAUUACCACUUAUUUUGUGUCAAGUGUCAUUUGUCAUUACAUACUCCCAGGAUACCAGCCCUGUAGCAGAAUUUUCUGUGAGCGUAUAUCAUCAUUUGCGGCUCUCUGAAAAUGAGGAAAAUAUCAUCUAUUCCCCUUUGAGUAUCGCACUGGCCUUGGGAAUGGUUGAGCUUGGAACUCAUGGCUCAGCUUUAAAGGAAAUACGACAUGCCAUGGGCUAUGAGAGUUUGAAGAGUGGAGAUGAAUUCCAGUUUUUGAGAAAUCUCACCCAGGCUAUAACAGCUGAUGAAAGCCAGUGUGUUGUUAAAUUGGCCAACUCUCUUUUUCUUCAAACUGGUAUCCACUUCAGUGAGAAGGUCCUGCAACUAAUGAAGAAAUACUUUCACACUGAUAUUGAAAAUGUGGACUUUCAGCAGUCUUCAGCUGUGGCUGAACACAUAAACAAGUGGGUGGAAAACCAUACUGAAAAUAAAAUAAAUAAUCUGCUUUCAAGUGAAGACUUUGAUCAAGAUACUCGACUGGCAGUGAUCAAUGCCAUUUAUUUCCGAGGAAAUUGGAAGAACCAGUUUCGUCCAGAACACACUCGUACAUUUUCAUUCACCAAAGAUGAUGGCAAUGAAGUGCAGAUUUUAAUGAUGUACCAACAAGGGGAUUUUUACUAUGGUGAAUUUAGUGAUGGCACUACAGAAGCCGGAGGUGUAUAUCAAGUGUUAGAGAUGCCAUAUGAACGAGAAGAGAUGAGUAUGAUGAUUGUACUUCCAAGACAAGAGGUUCCACUUGCAACACUCGAACCAAUAAUAAAACCCCAGCUCAUUGAUGAAUGGGCAAACUCUGUAAAGAAACAGAAAGUGGAGGUGUACUUACCAAGGUUCAAAGUUGAACAAAAAAUUGAUUUAAAAAAUCAGUUACCUAAACUUGGAGUUAGAAAAAUUUUUGAGGAAGGGGCAAAUCUUGCAUUUCUUAAUGAUUCUUCUGGAAACAGUCAAAAUAUGUACAUUGGAAAGGCAGUUCAGAAGUCAUUUUUUGAGGUCACAGAAGAAGGCGCAGAAGGAGCUUCUGCUUCAGGAAUGAUUGCGCUUACUAGAAUGUUAGUUUUGUAUCCACAAGUAAUGGCAGAUCAUCCUUUCAUUUUCAUUGUAAGAAACAGGAAAACAGGUGCUAUUAUUUUUAUGGGAAGGAUAAUGAACCCCGAGAUUAAUGAAGUCAACAUGCAUGAUUUUGAUGCACUGUAAAAAAAGUUUGGUAAGCUGCUAUUUAGUCUUUGGUGCAUACUGCAUAUAUUUGUUCCAUUUCUUUAAGUUGUGCUUUUGUUACUAUUAACUAGUUUGAUAAUUUAGUCACUGAGAAUCAAACAGGCAGAUUUGUUGUUUGUUUUCCCAUUGAUACAAUAUUUGUUGGUGCUUUUCAAUUGGCUUUAUUUUCUCACUUUUU